This is a messenger RNA of Tripterygium wilfordii, 521 nucleotides long. Its product is annotated as ubiquitin-like protein 5. Bases 60 to 281 code for a protein of 73 amino acids. The record is from RefSeq and is a predicted model, not a curated record. NCBI's taxonomy places the organism in Eukaryota, Viridiplantae, Streptophyta, Magnoliopsida, Celastrales, Celastraceae. Gene Ontology annotation, biological process: mRNA splicing, via spliceosome; protein modification process. Gene Ontology annotation, molecular function: protein binding; protein tag activity. The transcript is spliced from 2 exons. Gene Ontology annotation, cellular component: nucleus; cytoplasm.
GCAUCAGGCACGUUGACUGGUGAAAUUGGGGAUUCGGUUUUUCUUUCGAGCGAGCGAAGAUGAUCGAGGUGGUGCUGAACGAUCGGCUUGGGAAGAAGGUGAGGGUGAAGUGCAACGAAGAUGACACGAUCGGCGAUCUCAAGAAGUUGGUGGCUGCGCAGACCGGAACCAGAGCUGACAAGAUAAGGAUCCAGAAGUGGUACAAUAUCUACAAGGAUCAUAUCACUCUCAGGGACUACGAGAUCCAUGAUGGCAUGGGCCUCGAGCUCUACUAUAGCUAAAUAAGGUGUCAUGCCAUAUGCCAAAUAAGAAAGACAUAACGAGAACAGGAUCACUGCUGGAUUUCUGUAAAGGAAAGCUUAUGUUGCCAUUCUUGUAUGUAUUAAACUGUCCUAUUGAUGAUCCAAAAGCACAAUAUGCCCACUAGUGUUAUUUUUAAUUGUAUGUUAUAUACAUUGCAUAUAUGAAUCCUUUCCUUCCAUCCGUCUUAAUAGUGAGCUCAAGGCAGUGUUCAGUAUUAA